AUGCACGUAAGUGCGCAAGCAAGGCAAACACUCUGUUAUCAUUGUUGUUGGAUGGCGUCCGCAGUGGUCCCCACAACAGACAGGGAACAGAUAAACAAGGCAGAUGUCACAUCUCCUUUCGGCUCCUGCGAAGUGAUAAGUGGAGAAGAUGAAGGGCUUAAGGGCAAGAAUGCUCUUCCCGCUAAUGAGGGAGAAGGGGAACAGUCAUCCAUGAAGUGUUUCACUUCAAUGAUCCCUCCGGGCGGGCUAGUUUCGACCGCCUUCAGCCUUGCCUCCAUAUGUAUCGGAGCUGGUAUCCUCGGGUUGCCCGCGGCCGCCAACAGCACUGGACUGGUCAUGACAUUUGUGUACCCUAUCAUCAUAUAUUUCCUAUGCGUAUACUCAUUAUAUUGUCUUGGUGCACAAAUGGAGCGGCAUAGAUUCAGAUCCUACGAGGGUAUGGCGCGUGCGCUGCUUGGGCAGCCUUGUUUGUACUUUACGGGGGUAUUACGUGUGGUUAACGCAUUUGGGGCAGCCGUAGCGCAGAUAAUAGCGACAGGCGAUAUUGUUAGCACAAUACUUAAGGGUACAGAUGCGCCAAACUUCCUUAAGGAGAAGUGGGGUAAUCGCCUUCUGACUUUCAUCAUGUGGCUAUGUUUUAUGCUACCACUCACCAUUCCACGAGAGGUGAAUUCCUUGAGGUAUGUCUCGACGAUUUCUGUUUUCUUCGUAUUUUACCUUAUGGUAGUUAUUGUGGUGCAUUCAUGUAUGAACGGGCUGCCGGAAAACAUUAAGAACGUACAUGUUACUGGAGCGCCAGGUGAUGAGGGCAUUCACCUCUUCGGCACCAGCAACCGGGCAGUGGAAGGCCCAGGUGUCUUUACGUUUGCAUUUUUGUGUCAUAUCUCUGUUUUUGAAAUAUAUUUCGGAAUGGCAAAGCCCAGUGCGCACAGGUUUACUGCAUACUCUGCUAUUGCCAUGGGUAUAUGUCUUGUCCUGUGUGUCAUGACAGCAUUCUUCGGUUACCUUGACUUUGGGCGUGAUGUGGCAGGCUCCGUGUUAUUGAUGUAUGACCCCGUGAAGGAGCCGGCAAUUUUGGUGGGAUUUGUUGGCCUGCUCGUAAAACUAUUCGCAUCUUACGCUCUUCUUGCAAUGACAUGCCGAAAUGGGUUGUGCGGCAUUAUCGGCUUGGAUACGGAGAAGCUUUCAUUUUUUAAGCAUUGCACUAUUAUUGGAACCAUUUCCAUAAUUAUGCUGCUUUGUGGCCUAUUUAUUCCGAACAUUAAUACAGUGUUUGGUUUCGUUGGCUCUGUGUGUGGUGGAUUUCUUGGAUUCAUCCUUCCCUCCUUAUUCAUGAUGUAUGGUGGUAACUGGUCCCUGAGUACCGUUGGGUGGCUACACUACAUUGCAACAUACGCAGUUUUAUUUGCUGGUGUUGCCUUGUCUGUAUUUGGCACUGGAGCCACUAUAUACGGAGUGGCUGUGGGCUGGUAA
Messenger RNA from Trypanosoma brucei brucei TREU927, 1473 nucleotides. RefSeq names its product amino acid transporter 10, putative. The coding region runs from base 1 to 1473 and encodes 490 amino acids. Lineage: Eukaryota; Euglenozoa; Kinetoplastea; Trypanosomatida; Trypanosomatidae. Gene Ontology annotation, biological process: amino acid transmembrane transport. Gene Ontology annotation, molecular function: amino acid transmembrane transporter activity. The record is from RefSeq and is a predicted model, not a curated record. The transcript has a single exon.